Molecule: messenger RNA, 5655 nt
Organism: Fundulus heteroclitus (mummichog)
Lineage: Eukaryota; Metazoa; Chordata; Actinopteri; Cyprinodontiformes; Fundulidae
Product: probable G-protein coupled receptor 21
Exons: 1
Coding region: 1142-2416 (424 amino acids)
Biological process (GO): G protein-coupled receptor signaling pathway
Cellular component (GO): membrane
Molecular function (GO): G protein-coupled receptor activity
Source: RefSeq, a predicted model, not a curated record
UGUUAUUCAAAACUGUAUUUGUCCUUGAUGAUAAGAUUAAUUAUCAUUAAGUAUCAGCGUCUUUCUCUUAUCAAACUUCACCAUAUUCUUACAUGCACACAGAUACUAUUCCUGCUAUUUUUCUUGCAACCUAAAUUAGGAUUUUCCAAGCUCCAAACUACACUGAUUGUUGCUAAUUUUAGCAGUUUGAAACUGUAUAAAUCCCGGCAUGAUUAUUAGACACGCUUUGCACAUUAAAAAAAAGGAGGUGUGAGAGGUUGGAGGGGGGAAGGAAAAAGUCUUGUGGUUUUAUGGGUGAUGAUUGGUUGGAGGCACAGAAAAUGGGAGGGGCCUCAGUGCUGCUGUUUCUGUAGACAGAGGCAGAAGGAGGGAGGCAGUGUGAGAAAGAGAGACGGCAGAGCAGGACAAAUGAACACAGAGGGGGUUCUCCCAGCAUCGGUAUGCCUGCCUUUAGGAUUUCAUCUCUAGACAAAGUUGCUGCUCUUAACGCCGGAAACAGACCCAUGGCAGUGUUUUACUCCACCUUUGGGAGGACUGGAUUUGGACUUCUUUAACCCCACAUACCACCGACUCGGUAACGGCUUACGGUAUUCUGCUGGGAUCUUACGGCAAAGGACCAGAGAGAAGCCGAUGGAAGCUCGGUAAAAGAAGCAGAAGAGCCAAAAAGAAGAGGAAAAGUGGAUUGAAGGACAGAAAAAUGAGCUGAUUAUGCUUAAUCAUUGCCACAGUAUAUGUAUGCAGCUCAUUAAACAGUGACUUUUCUCUGGACGCCGUUUCACUGACUUGAUGGACUACAAAUUGAUAAGAGCUGCCGCCUGCCAUUUCUGCAUUUGCAUCUGACGUUGAAGACAUCCCAAAAUUAAUAAGAGUCACAUUUUCUGGCAGUUUUCUUCCUCUGUGCCUUCACCUGAAAACACUCCAGACGAAGGUUUUUACCUUACUCGUACUGUAAUUUUGCCAGCUUUAAGCGCAAUUCCAGCGAACCCUCUCUCACCUUUAUCUGUCCUUUCCAUCCUUCCCAGGUUCAAAAGGAGCAUGGAGAUGUUUGUUUGAACUGAAACCAAGCUGCUGAUAAAACCAGCAGGCUACCAGACUGAAUAGUGGCUUUUUGGAUUUAUCGUACCCUUUAAGGGCCCCUUUUAUGUGUUGUUUUUUUUUUUUUUUACUGCCUGAGAUCAUGAAUUCCUCCCUGGAUCCACUGAACCAAAGCUCGCCGGACUUAAAUUUAUCUGCUCCCUUCUGCUUACUUGAAAUAGGCUAUUCCCAAAUUUUCAGCACCUGCCUCCUUGAAGUGUCCGUCAUCCUCCUCCUCACUAUCCUUAUCAUCUGCGGCAACCUGGUGGUGAUCUUCGUGUUCCACUGUGCCCCGUUGCUCAGCCAGCACACCACCAGUGCUUUUAUCCAGACCAUGGCGUAUGCAGAUCUGCUCGUGGGGGUCAGCUGCCUCUUCCCGUCGCUGUCUCUGCUCCACCAUCUGCAGGGCCUGGACCCCAAACUGACCUGCCAGGUGUUUGGGUACAUGGUCUCAGUUUUGAAGUCUGUUUCGAUGGUGUCUCUGGCGUGCGUGAGCGUCGACCGCUACAUCGCCAUCACGCGGCCUCUGACUUAUUCAUCUCUCGUCACGCCUUGUCGGGUGCGCUGCUGCAUCGUUCUAAUAUGGCUAUACUCUGCCUUGGUGUUCCUCCCGUCCUUCCUGGGUUGGGGGAAGCCCGGCUAUCACGGCGACGUGGUCGAGUGGUGCGCGGUCGAGUGGAGGACUAGUCCCGCUUUCACGGCCUUCAUCGUUGCGCUGCUCUACGCCCCAGCCGCCCUGACGGUCUGCUUCACGUACGGCAACAUCUUCAAGAUCUGCAGACAGCACACCCGGGAGAUCAGCGAGCGCCACGCUCGCUACAGGCCCCAGCAGCAGCAGCAGCAGGGCCCCAGAACGACUGUGGGAUCGGGGAUGAAGGAUUGCACCCCAGUGGAGCAAGGCCAGCUUCCCCAGUCGUCCCAAUCGCAAAAGCUCCAGCACCACCAACCUCAGUAUCAGCAGUCAACAUACCCAGACAAGCGAUACGCUAUGGUAUUGUUUCGCAUAACCAGUGUUUUCUACAUCCUCUGGCUGCCUUACAUCCUCUACUUCCUGUUUGAGAGCGGAGGGAUAUACCACCACCCGGCGGCCUCGUUUCUCACCACGUGGCUGGCCAUCAGCAACAGCUUCUGCAACUGUCUCAUUUACAGCCUCUCCAACUCGGCGUUCCGAAAGGGGCUCAAGCGCCUCUGCUCCUUCUGUCUGCGGCGCAGCGGCGACGGCGGCUUUGGAGUCGGGAACACCAAGAAGCCGUUUGUCGGCUCUCUCGAAAAAGGAUGCGCAAAGCAGUGGUAUGGAUAUGACAACGAGGACUUGAGAGUUGGCACAACAUGUCAUGUGUAGUUCAAAUGAAGAAUGAAACACUGGUGUCAGGAUUACCAUUUGAGCUAAAAUGCCCAAAGUGACUGCUCUCAAAAUCUUUUAAAAUGUGCUUUUAAGAGAUUGAAGAAGGUAUUGUUCUGUUGCUGCUAUUUCUCGCUCUCCCUUGAUGAGCCACAUCUGGCAAAGGCAAAGAAUAUAAGAGUCGAAAGCAUUGCAGUUUGCAAUAAAAAGGGGCCCUAUUGGCCCUAAAAGGUGUUUUUCUUUCUUUUAAUGAUGGAAACACAGGUCGAUAUGCACGGGGGGCUGAUAGAUGAAGUGUUCUGGUAUGAAGACGGUCUGUGUGUCCUUUUUGUGGGAGGAAGUCCUUUUGAUCAAAAGGUUGAACACAAUGUUUAUCUACUGAUGCUGUUUUAGUUUGGAGCCAAAUACUCAACUUGUCUUUGCCCAAACCAGAACUAGAACGUUCUCAUGAAAAGUUUUACGGGCUUCUUCUGGAGUAACGUGACCUUCGUCGUCAACACAAUUUGUGUCGCAUUCAGCCAACCCUUGAUGGGUCCGGUCAAGAGGCUGAUGGGAUUUAGUGAGACUGUGCUGAGUACAGCGACCAGAGACAAACUGAGCUUUUCACUAAAUGUUAUUUAUUGAUGUUGUUAAAAUGUCUGUUGAAUUUGUGGGUUUGCACACUGCACCUGUCUGUUUAAAAGGACCUAGUUUUGGUGUACGAUUGCUCAACUGACAAAAAUCAAAUGUAGGGUUCAGUGAUAUGGACAAAAGAGCCACAAUCCAAUAAAUAAGUCGUUAAAUGAAAUAAAUUCUAGUUCUUAAAUAAUCAAUUGUUUAACAGUUUAAUUGAUGUUGUCAAAAUCUAUAAAUAAAUAUUUAGUAAUAAUCUUUUUGUUUUGUUUUUAUGCUGCAGUCCAUUAUGAUACAAUCAAAGUAUCAAAGUAAUUAUACAAGUAAAUACAAUUAAAAAAAUUAAACACAUUUAAGAAUAGAUCUUUGAUUGAAAAUAUUUAGUGAUUCAUUACAUUAAUAAUUGUAUUAUUUAUUCAAUAUUUGUACGUUAAAUUGAUGCUUUAUACUGAUUGGUCAGAAGUUGAUCUGCAUCAAACCAAUCAAAUCUUAGGGUCUCCUUAACGAGCCACAGUGACAAUUAUGGUGGACUGUAUCACAUUGAUUAUGAUUUUUUUUUUAUGUAUAUUGAAAUAGUUUUUACAUAUUUUAAUAUAAAAUAAAAGAACAUUUCAUUUGUAUUAUUUCUAAAUUUAAUUUAGUAAUGUAUUAAAUACAUUUCAUAUGUAAACAAUUAUAGAUAAAUGUGUUAAGUUAUUUAAAGAAUUUGUUUCCAGUUGCUUUUUGAAAUAAGCUUGCACCUAUGCUUAAUUACUUAUUUAUUUGAUUGUGGCACUUCUAUAAAAUUUGCAUAUUUACCAGUUUUGUUGCACCUUAUUUUUUAUGUAGCAUAACGUGUUUUCAAGACCAAGAAAGCAUAUUAUUUCCCCGUCUUUUGUAUUCAGAUGUUUUGAGGUCUUUUAUUCAGAGGUAUAGCAGGGUUCCUACACUGGCUGGAAAAGUCUUUUAUUGGUAUACAUACAUAAUGGAAAAAGAAAAUGUUAUAAAUGAUUGCAUUUUAUUAUCUAUUUCCAUGUCACAUUGUCUAAAUGUGCCGUCCGUCUGUUCUUACAGUCUGUGGGUGCCUUUAGGGUUUGUAUUUAAAGCCGGACCUUGAUUAAAUAUGUGCAGUUAAUUGGAAAACCAAGUUUGAUUGCUAAUUUUAUUUAGAUUAGGAUUUAUCAUUGUUCACAUACAAUGAUAUGUAAUGAUUGAGUACAUUUGAGUUUGUAAAAAGAAAGGGCCCCAAACUGUGGUUAAACAGUUUGGGAUGCUAUUAAUUUAGAUGGCCAACCUUUAUAGUUGACUCACAACGUUCGUCUAAAGAAUUUAGAAGAGAGGAAGCAUCUUAAGAGAAUCUGGACCUAUAUGGUUGUGAAAGUAUGCAAAAGAAUUUGAGCAUUGGUGUGAGACUUGAAGAUUUGUGUGCAUGUUAGUGGCGUCUUGUUUUUGUGCAUUGAUAUCUAAAAGAAAUCGUUGAAAGACUUUAAAGUGAGCCUAAUUGUACUUUUCCACGUGUAAAGUUGUGUGUUUUUAAACUUUCGGGUCUUGUGUUAAUUUAAGAACAAACAUUCCUUAGCUUUAUAUCUCGUCUGCAGUAAUGUGCCAAAGAAAGUCUGUUGUAUUUUCGACGUUUCUUUUCCUCCUAAACGUAAUACCUGCUAUAUGACUGAGUUUACGCAACGAUAUUAUGAACUGUCUACUGCACUGUGUCGCCUAUGUGAUGCCUUGUGUGCAUGUCUACAACUGUUUCCAAGUAUAAAGUUGCCUUUAUUUAAAAACUAAUAACAGUGCGUUGACUGUUGAGAAAGUAGUUUUCUCUAACAGCAAGUGAGGGCUAAAUUAAAGGGCAUGUGACUGUUAUUAGAUUAUUCAGUUUCAGAGGCAAAGCUUAGCUUCACUCUGUUGGUAGCUGAGGAAGUGAAAUUUUCAGUGUUCCUUCAGCUUUUCAAAGCAGUUGACACUUUUUUCUUAAACAAAAAAAAAAAAAAGUAAAUGAACCAAUCAAACGGUUUAACUUCUAUCAUGAGCUUGUGUUUCCCACGCGAUUGAACCGCAGCGGAGAUGAUGAAUGUGUGCAGAUAUGCCGAGACUCGGCCAUUGGCUAGAUUCUGACUGUUUAAUGUCUUUUGGUCUCUGUGUUGGUCUCAUUUCUAGUAGGGCCUUGAAAUAAUUAGCCGUUGUUUCGUUUGUAAAGCAUUCUGAAAUAGUGCAACCAUUCCUGUCUGUACCAUCUUCUGUGCUGCUGUCUUAUUAUUUCCCUGUUCAUAGAAAUAACUGGCCGAAAGUUUAUCAGAGGAUAUUUAUAGAUUUCUUUGUUUCGGUCACCAUGCUCAGUUUGUUCCUCUGAAGUGAUAAAUGUUGUGCAGCCUACACGGUUUUGUGGCGUUUCUACUUCAAGCAUGGUCAUUUUUGAUCCUUUUAGUUUGGAACGAUUCUGUACAAUAGCAGCUCAUUUCACGGUCCCUUUUUAAAACAAUACAUGUUUGAAGACAAUCCAUGAUGCCGAAAAGUUUUCCCCUUGGUCACAUACACUCAUUCCCUUCUUCCUGUGGGGAAAACAAUCAACUUACGUGUUCUCACGGGAAUGACACUGAUGGCUGGGAGGAAAUUUCCAUGCCCUGGUUGGUUAAAAUAAUGAAAAAAAA